This is a messenger RNA of Vicia faba (fava bean), 879 nucleotides long. Lineage: Eukaryota; Viridiplantae; Streptophyta; Magnoliopsida; Fabales; Fabaceae. The record is from the annotation of a GenBank genome assembly.
AUGGCAAGUAGUGGCAUGAAUUUGGUGUUUCAUCACGUAUCUACAACUUCUUUAGCCAAACCCAUAAGACUAUGCGCAAGCUCUCAUUUACUUUCUCCAACCCAGCCUGUCACAACUACCAGUAAAGCCCUCUGUCGGCGAUGCAGCUGCAAAUUGAAACGGCUUGCUGUAAGGAGUUGUUCUAUCACUGAGUUUGUUGUUUCCAGUGAUGAGAAAUAUGGAAAUAAGCAGGUUAUUAGUCUCACGCCUCGUCUCUAUGAUUAUUUGCUCCAAAAUGUUCGAGAACCAGAGAUUCUAAGGCAACUGCGAGUGGAGACCGCCUCUAUGCGCGGAAGUCAGAUGCAGGUGUCUCCUGAUCAGGCACAGCUACUUGCAAUGCUUGUGCAGAUUCUUGGAGCUGAAAGGUGUAUUGAAGUCGGUGUUUAUACUGGUUACUCAUCACUAGCCAUAGCAUUAGUCCUGCCAGAAUCAGGUCGGUUAGUUGCCUGUGAAAGAGAUGCCAAAUCUCUUGAGGUUGCUAACAAGUAUUAUCAACUUGCUGGUGUUUCACAUAAGGUUGAUGUAAGACUCGGACUUGCAGCGGAUUCCCUAGAAUCUCUAAUUAUGAAUGGUGAGGUAGGAAGCUAUGACUUUGCAUUUAUUGAUGCUGAGAAAAGGAUGACUGAGAAAUAUUUUGAGAUGCUACUACAACUGGUGAGGGUUGGAGGUCUUAUUGUAAUUGAUAAUGUCCUUUGGCAUGGAAAAGUUGUUGAUCCAUUGGUAAGUGACUCUAAAACUAACAGCAUUCGAUAUUUUAAUCAACGGUUAAUGGGAGACAAGCGUGUAAGCAUCAGUAUGGUGCCUAUUGGAGAUGGGAUGACAAUCUGUCGGAAAAGAUGA